This is a messenger RNA of Monoraphidium neglectum, 468 nucleotides long. RefSeq lists its product as hypothetical. The coding region runs from base 1 to 468 and encodes 155 amino acids. The transcript has a single exon. The record is from RefSeq and is a predicted model, not a curated record. Lineage: Eukaryota; Viridiplantae; Chlorophyta; Chlorophyceae; Sphaeropleales; Selenastraceae.
AUGGCGGCGAGGGCUGGCCAUGGGGGGACGCGGGGGCCAGCGGCGGCCGGCGGCGGCGCGAUGCUCAGCCAGCCGUCUGUCAAUGCCGGCGGCGGCGCGGGGGCUGGAGACGCCGUGCUGGUGCCGGCGUCAGCGCUGGAGGCGGCUAUCGCCGCCGCGACCGAGAGCGCGCCCGCAGCGGCUGGGGCGGCGGGCUGGCCGCGCGGCGUCGGCGUGCGGGGCGGCCUGCGAGAGGUCGUGCUGUGCCGCUUGGACGCUCGCGUUCCCGCGCCGCUGCCGGAAGGGGCCGCUGCGACACGGCUCGCGAGGGACGCCGGCUCGGGCGACUAUGCGAGGUGUGCCUCAGUGAGCCGGCGCCACUCCUCGACCGGGCCAGCGGCGGCGGCUCCGGCGACGCCGCCUGCGUGCCUGGGCUUUGGGAUGGAUAGCAGCAACGCGCGUGUUGUUUUUGGGCAGGCCGAGCGGUGA